Molecule: messenger RNA, 5175 nt
Organism: Nematostella vectensis (starlet sea anemone)
Lineage: Eukaryota; Metazoa; Cnidaria; Anthozoa; Actiniaria; Edwardsiidae
Product: beta-alanine-activating enzyme
Exons: 4
Coding region: 213-3932 (1239 amino acids)
Biological process (GO): amino acid activation for nonribosomal peptide biosynthetic process
Molecular function (GO): protein binding
Source: RefSeq, a predicted model, not a curated record
AUGCAACCACAGGAAACCCAUGAAAACCAUAUCAAAACGAGAAAAGCAAAACUUCGACGCCAACAAGAAACACGGAAGUCUUUACAAAGAAAACAAUAUAUUUGAAUGGGUAAGGAUAUUCGGUGACAGAUUUCUGGUCUUUCGAUUGCACGAGAGGUACGUUUUGGCUCUCAAAUCUUUUAAAAGAGAAGAGUCCCGCGUUUUAUUUUGUUAUGACCGGGAUUAACCAGACGUUGCAUUCGCUAUUUUUGGACGCAGCUGAGAAAUGUCCGGACAACAUCGCUCUCACCUACUGCACUAGGGACAAUAUAGAACACAAAACAUACAGACAGCUAGUUGAGGAUGCUGAUAAAGUAACUUCAAGUCUAAUAAAGGUUGUCCAGCACAGUAAGAAUGGAGUGAUUGGUAUAUUUUCCAGGCAAAGUCCAGGUCUAUUGGAAUGCCUAAUUGGUGUUCUGCAAAUGCCGGCAGCGUUUGCACCUAUCGGAACUAGCUGGCCUUCGGCAAUGAUAUGUGAGUUUCUUUCUAAUGUGGGAAUUGAUACAAUCCUAGUAGAAGCAAGCCUUCUAUUGCAAUUUAAAGAGACUCUUCAGAAGUAUGAUGGCAACUCAAGUGAAAAUCAUCCAAAGCCAUUUAGGAUUAUCAAUGAUCAAGCCCUCUCAAGUAUUGGAUUUACACUGGUAAAGCUCCAAGACAUAAAGCAAGAACUGCCAAAGUUGAGUUUGGCUUUUGUAAUUCAAACAUCUGGAACAACAGGAAAACCGACAACCGUCAUGGUGCCACACCAGUGCAUAGUCCCCAACAUUAUCAGCCUGUCUCAGAUAUUUGCCGUCACACCUGAAGACUCAGUGAUAGUGGUAUCCCCAUAUACCUUCGACCCAUUUGUUGUCCAGGUAUUUCUGGCACUUGAGGCAGGGGCCAGGGCAGUUCUUUUACAUGAAACGGAUAGGAUCUUACCAUCAAGACUGUGUUCAGUAAUCAAGAGCCAGAAUAUCACAAUCCUUCAGCCAACACCAUCCCUCAUGAAUUACAUCGGUCUUGAUUUGAUAAGGACCAGCCUGCUUGCCCAUGAUUCACCAUUAAGGGUGCUGGCGCUGGGGGGUGAGCCGUUUCCAUCGACAAGUGUCCUGUUUCAGUGGAAACACCCUGACUGCACAACUAAAAUAUUCAACCUCUACGGGAUUACUGAAGUCUCAAGCUGGGCAACAUGCCAGAAAAUCGUGAUUUGUUCAAAAGGUGCACAGCAGGUGUCAAAGGAUGGAGUGCAUCUUUCUGUUGACGAAAGGAUUCCAAUCGGGGAGCCUCUUCAAGAUACACUAGUUGAUAUAAGAGAUGAGGAAGGGAAGAAGAUUUCUCAUGGCAUAGGGCAGAUGUAUAUUGGCGGACAUAAUCGUAUUUGUUUUCUUAACAAUGAGAUGGAUGUUUCACCAGGAACAAUGCGCGCAUCUGGAGACUGGGCACUGAUCAAUAAUGAUCAAAUAUGGUUCCUUGGCCGGAAAGACCGACAAAUAAAGCGAUUGGGUCAAAGGACCAACCUACUAUGGAUAGAGCAAGCACUAGCUAGAGUUUUGCCAAGGCAUACAUUUGUUGCUGUUGUUGUAAAAAGUAAAGUUAGCUCUGAACAGCAAAUGUUUCAACUACCAAAGAUGGACCGUCUUCACCUGUUUGUAACAUCAAGUGAUGACUCAUCUUCAUGGGAUUUGUCUUUUCGAGUUCGGUCUAUAAUCAAAGAUGUCCUUCCAGUUCACGCCCACCCUGAUCACAUCCAUAUCGUAUCAGACUUACCUCUGACUUCUCACGGUAAAGUUGACAUGGAGACUUUACUAGAGGGCAUCAGGUCUUAUCAACAUGUGGAGACGAGUUCUAGAGGACACAUCAAUAAGAUGUGGCUAGAGGCGACAGGGUUUGGCAACAAUACUGGCAAAUAUGCGCCUAGUUCUGAGAAAGACCGCAAGGACGAUCUUAAGAAGUCAAGAAGAGAACGAAUUACUGAAGGUGAUGAAGACUAUGACUUGGACACCAGCUCAUCAUCCCGUCUUACUCUUGUUGAGGCAGGCAGUAUGUUUUUAGCAAGUGGGGGGAAUUCAUUGCAAGCUGUCAAACUAGCGGAAAGUAUAACAUGGUGGUUGCAAAAGAACAAAAGCGGCAAGUGUUUAGAACUUGACGAUUUGUUGGAUGUUAUCUUGAACAAGCCGUUUGGUGAACUUUGUCGGUAUGUCGAGCAAAAAUGUUCAGUUUUGCAUACUGAUGAUGAGCGAUUGGACAAGGGAGCACACGUGAUAUCAGAAUGGAAUGGGAACAGUGGCGUAAGUACAAUCAAGGUUGGGAAACUGUCAAGCGGGGAAGAUUGUCAUCGUCUGCCAGGAAGUGGUGCCCAAUUUUCUGUAGGGGAAUCCAUAACAGAUCCUUCAGGGAAACGAAGCUGUUUGCGUAAGCAAGGUUUUAAUGUGAAGAGAAUAAAGCAUGGAGCCACUUCAUCAGUGACUGAUGUAUUUGAGCCAAAGGGUGUUUGCUGCUGUUCUGUACGUAGGGGUGUGCAGAUCACAAUUUGUAAGCUCUGUGCGGGGUCAUCCUCUUCGCAGCCUAUAAGUCACAGUGACUGUGUUAGCUACUCUGGAAGACGUCUUGGUAACAGGACUGUACAGCUAUCCAAAAAGUGGCGCGCAAAUCUUUACAAGUGUACUGACGCAUCUCCCCUUGUGGUCGGCUGUAGGGUAGCGGAUCUAGAUUCUACUGAGAAGGGUUCGGGCGAAGCGGCUCUCUUCCACGUGGAGUCUGGGCUUGUAUACGUUGGCUCCCACGCGCACGUGUUCAAAGCUAUGCGGCUAUCAGACGGUGAAGUUAUGUGGGAAACUGAAGUCGGCGAUAGAAUCGAGUCUUCGGCAGUGUUAUCGAGAUGCGGGACAUGCAUUAUUUUUGGUUGUUAUGACGGGAAGAUUUACAUCAUCAAUCGCUUCUCAGGAGUCAUCGGGUGGACCUAUCAGACACACGCCCCAGUAAAAAGCUCCCCUUGCGUCGACCCUACUACGGGUCUUGUCUGGGUUGGGUCACAUGACCACCACCUGUACGCUCUAGAUAUAACAAAUCGUGUAAGCGCAUGCGCAAUUGACUGUGGUGGCUCAUGCUUUAGCUCGCCGCGUCUGAAUCCCACAUGGGAGAGACUUUUCGCUGCCACACUAUCUGGAGUUUUACUUUGCAUAAAUACUAGCGACAUGAUGAUAGACUGGAGUACUAAGUGCCCAAAGCCUGUUUUUGCUUCUCCUCUUGUGACUGAUGUCGGCGUAGUGUGCGGGUGUGUCGACGGUUAUUUGUACGCGUUUGAUCUAAGCGGAGCUCCUCUAUGGAGUCUUGCGACCUCUGGGCCAAUAUUUAGUUCCCCUGUACUCGCUAGGAGGAGGUCACUUUGCCAGGAAGCCAUUGUAUUUGGGUGUCACGACUCGCAUGUCUAUUGCGUUUCUACGCGCGGGGAGCUGGAAUGGUCCUUUAAGGCUGAUUCUCCCAUAUACUCUACGCCUUUUAUCGUGCCUUUUAAUAACAUCGUUCAAUUGAGAGAGCAGUCCUUUACACCCAAUGAUAUUAGCAAGGUAGUUGGCGUAAAGGUGAGACAAGCAGAGCAUUCCUUCUCACCCAAUGAUAUAAGUGAUGUAGAUGGCAAUGUUGAAUGCCCCGCCUUUGUACAUCUCAAUAGUACUUGUAAUGAGUCUGUAAGCGAGAACUUUAUCUCCACCAAAAGAGACACCUUGGAGGAUGAGCUAGUGCUAGUUGCAUCUACUCGCGGGACUGUGUACAUGUUAACCCUUGACACGGGGUGCUUGCUUGGCUCAAUGGCGCUUCCGGGGGAAGUGUUUUCAUCACCUGUUAUUGGAAGGGGUGCGAUAUUGAUUGGCUGCAGGGAUAACUAUUUGUACUCCCUCAAGGUUGAGUCGAUAUGACUCCAAAGCUAACGAAAACAUGAACGUCCUUGGAUGAUGCAUAUCUUAAUUAUGUUUCAUGGGGGUAGAUCUUUUUAUUGCGGUGUGUUGGUGGAGGUGCAUCGUCGGAUCACUCAUGUGUAAACUUCCGGUGUGUAAACUUCCGGUUAACUUUUGUUGGAUGGUCCAUCGAUCAUCCGUAAACUUUUUGUGGUCUUUCUGUGCUCUUGCAACACAGCAAUCCUUAGAUCAUAUAAACUUCCAGUGUUCAACUUCCGGUUAAAGCCUAGUACUGUAAAAGGGCUUCGUCAUAGAACUGUGGUCCUCUACGGUCGCUGCCUAGUAUGACUGUAAAGUAUAUACUAGAAGUUUCUAAUAGAAAGUGAAUGCUCGGGGGACGGGACGAACAUGUUUCAGUACAGGGGUUCUCGAAAAAGACCGCUGGUCAGCAUGAAACCAAAAUACAAAUCAGCCGACUGGGAAGCCUGUGGUGUGGACACGAAAAGCUGCAUCCACUAUAUGAAACUCGCGCAUGCGUUAAAAAGACCGCUGAUCCGCAUGAAAUAAAAACACAAAUAAGCCGACUGGGAAGCCUGUGGUUUGGACACAAAAAAUUGCAUCCACUAUAUGAAACUCGCGCAUGCGCUAAAAAGACCACUGAUCAGAAUACAAUCAAAAUACAAAUCAGCCGACUGGGAAACCUGUGGUGUGGACACGAAAAAUCGCAUCCACUAUAUGAAACUCGCGCAUGCGCCAAAAAGACUGCUUAGAAAUUGUCUAGAAUAAAUUUUCUCCUCUACGAUGAUAUUUUUGGAGAUAUAGGGGUUAUUUGCCCAAAAGACUUAGCAGUUUUAUUAUUUCACAUAUCAUUAACCUCAUUGAGACUAAUCAUUCGAUACCAAUUAUGGCAGUUACUGUUGCUAUGGUAACCAAGCCACACCCAAAAUACAUGAUUUUAAUGCUCUUACGGUAACAGCUCUAGCUCUGAAACUAUAAUUGGAACACAAACCAAACUAAGGAUAUUCAUUGCUAAUACCUCAAACUAUGUAAUGAACCUAAAAUUGCUAUAUAGUUGACAUAAAUGGAAAAUUAUCAAGUAAACAAACAAAAAGCUUAUAAUUUUAACCAGCAUUCUUUGGUAAAAAGCCUUCAUAUUACUAAGCAUUGUAAAAAUUUCAAGGUUUUUGAGGUUCAUUACACUACUACAAUAUCAAUAAUUAUUCCUGCCAAAUUUCAUGCAAUAAUAUUAAAAACACAGGAACUA